This is a messenger RNA of Bursaphelenchus xylophilus (pine wood nematode), 1347 nucleotides long. The record is from the annotation of a GenBank genome assembly. NCBI's taxonomy places the organism in Eukaryota, Metazoa, Nematoda, Chromadorea, Rhabditida, Aphelenchoididae.
AUGGCUACCAAACGAAAGCACGAUGAAGACGAGAUUGAUGUCCCUGAAAAGCAGCAGAAGACCCUGAAAAAACGACUGAAUCCACUCGUUAUCGACCAUUUUGUGGAGUUCUAUGUUCUCCAGGAAGAUAAGAACACAAGAUUGGAUGCUCUUUACGUAAGUCAACGUUCCUACAAUCUGUCGUGUGUUUAGGCGGUGUCCAAGUACUAUUACAACAGAUUGCACAACUUUUUUGAAGGAUGUGACCUUAAGUUAAAUGAGACUUGGGCAAAAUUCUGUUUUCCUAAUGGCCGGUCCAAAAUUGUCUUGCAAAAAACAUGUCUUCAUCUGCUUGCUCACUCAGAGUUUGCUAUUGGUCGGCUCUUUGUCUUUGCAAAGUGUUCUUCCUCGAUUUAUGACAAUAAGUGUAAUUGCAUCCGGACCAAACCAAAACCAAGUAGGUUGAUCAUGAACAAUGUAAAUUGGUUUUUAGCAGCGACUACGAUUUUUGAGACAAGACCGGCUUGGCCAUGGGUCUAUGUGGAGGCGGUCCACAUUCUCGAUUAUUUGAAAACUCCUGUGGUCGUCUUGGAAAUGAUUCUCAACGAUCAGAGGUAUGUAAUCUAAAACAAAGUACAAGUUUUUACAAUUUUUAGAAUCGAAGCGUAUAAGAACAAACAUCUGACAGUGGAACGUCUGGUAUUUAAUUAUGGCGUGGUCAAUGAGAACAGAAACAAGAAGAAGCUGCCAAAGUAAGAUGAUUACAAUGUAUAAUGUAUUUUUUGUGGAAAUUGUUGAUAUCUAAUUUUUAGAGGUGAAGGGGUCAAACCGGGAAUUCGGGAGAUAGAAAUCUUUGUGUUUUAUGACGUAAAAAUUGCCACAUUUCCGUCAGAAAUCGCUCGUCUCAAAAAGAUAUACCCGAAUCUUGAGAAGGCAAAGAUUUAUGUGACUUUUGUGGUAAGUGUUGAUUCGUUCUUUUGGAUUUAGGUCUUGAAGAGUUUAAUGUAUAUCGAAAUAUAGGACUCAAGCUUCUUGGCAGGACGUCCUCCCCAGUUCUUCAACAAGAUCUAUAAAGGAAUUCUCCCAGUAAUCGAAGCCGGAGUUCAAGUCGAAGCAACUGUUGAAGGUAAAUAUGAGGAGAUGGGUGGAGUAUAUGAUGAAUACUUCCGGCAACUGCUCCAUUUUUCCGUCGAACGCCUUAUUCCCAACCACAAUCAUCCGUUUGAAUACGCGAGUCAUUUUGAAGAACAAUAUUGCCCAUGGCAUGAACUCGAAUUCAACGGAGCGAAGUGGCACUUCUGUUUUACCGACUGUGGAUGCCCGGUGAUUGAUGAUCGUGGAAUAGAGUUGUUCAGUUUCCAGUAUUAA